AUGGAUGAAGAAGAACGUGACGACGAUUUAGCCAUGUUUCUAUCUGGGAGUGCGGAAAGAUCGAAGAAGAUUCCAUGUCCUGUGAAUAAUAACACUUGGUCUUCUUGGUCAAAAUGGGGAUCUCCAACUGGGAAAGCUGAAUGGUCGGUGGUCAACGGAGACGGGUUUGGUAAACUGAAAAGGUCGUCUUCUUUUGAGCACCACAACAACAACAAUAAUAGCAACGGUGCUGAGGAGCCGGACCUAUCAUGGGUGCAAUCGCUUGUGAAAGAAUCACCACCUGAGAUGAUGAAAAACAAGGCGGCUGCACCAUCCGGUGAGGGUCGUUCACAGGUCGAAUCAAGUGAUCAUUCAGUAUUAGGGGCUUGGCUCGAGCAGAUGAUUGAUUAUAAAACAGACUUUUCCCCUGCUUUUGCCUUGAGAUUUGCUAGCGAUUGGUUGAAGUCGUUGUACACAGAUGCGGAGCUGCUGAGAUUACAAAGUUAAUGAUUUCUCUACAUUGCCUGCAGGGUUAAAAGCCUUGACAACGGCCGCAACAGCUGAAGGAAUUGAAGAAGAAUGUAGAAAACUAUGUGGUGGUCAUUAAUAGUGGGCUACCUGAACUAUUUGCAUUUUAUGUACAUACGAAGGCGAAAAUGUUGUCAUGCUGCUUCAGGUGGUAUUUAGACAUAAAUCAUCUGUUGAAGACAGUCUCUGACCUGGGAAACAAACUGCCAGUUGGGACAGCAGCUUAUCGGGUGACGCCGAAGAAUUGUGUUGUCCAAACUGGUAGAUUAUCUUCUUCGACAAUGGCCUCUUAAACUUGUUUGUUUUUACUUGUAUUGAUUUAGAUACGUAUAACUGGCUGAUGAAACAAUGGUUAACCGGGCAGGGUUAACUCACUGGUCUCAUCAAGAAGGGUUAAUCUCUUCCUCUCGAGGA
Messenger RNA from Helianthus annuus (common sunflower), 921 nucleotides. Its product is annotated as zinc finger CCCH domain-containing protein 30. The transcript has 4 exons. Bases 1 to 486 code for a protein of 161 amino acids. The record is from RefSeq and is a predicted model, not a curated record. Lineage: Eukaryota; Viridiplantae; Streptophyta; Magnoliopsida; Asterales; Asteraceae.